Molecule: messenger RNA, 416 nt
Organism: Linum tenue
Lineage: Eukaryota; Viridiplantae; Streptophyta; Magnoliopsida; Malpighiales; Linaceae
Source: the annotation of a GenBank genome assembly
CUGGAGCCCCACCCUUCAUCUGCCGUCAUCGCCAGGAGACCUGAGACUCUCUCCCGUCAGGAUCUCGAACUCGUUUCUAGAUACGGAGAAGGCCGAUAUCUCAAGGAGGUGGCGACCCAACAGGGAGCGUACGAGUCGCUGCACAGGGACAUGAAGAUUGGAUUCGGCAAAUGGGAAUUCGACCCGAUGGCGAUGGACAAUCCGUUGCCCAACGACGAAGGGAAAGUUCAUCUGUGGCAAGGGGAUGAGGACAAGAAAGUGCCGGUGGAUUUGCAGCGUUUCAUUGCUAAGAAGCUGCCAUGGAUUCAGUACCACGAGCUGCCAGGGGCCGGGCACGCCUUGCACUACGUUCCUGGAAUGAUCGAGGGAGUUCUCAGAGCUCUGUUGGUUGGGGAAGAAGGCAAGUAGGAAGAGAC